Trichomonas vaginalis G3 is the source of this 585-nucleotide messenger RNA. RefSeq names its product Poxvirus D5 protein-like family. Lineage: Eukaryota; Parabasalia; Trichomonadida; Trichomonadidae. The coding region runs from base 1 to 585 and encodes 194 amino acids. The transcript has a single exon. The record is from RefSeq and is a predicted model, not a curated record.
AUGAAACUUAUAGUUUGCAAUGAACUUCAAAGUAUAGAUACAACAAAAGUUUUGAACUCAGAUGCUUUGAAGAGUCUUAUAACAGACAAAGUUGGAGUUGUUGAAAGAAAGUAUAAAGACCAAAGAGUUUGUGAAAAUGUUGCAAACUUCAUUAUGGUUUCAAACAAUGUUGUUCCGAUGAAGUUAGAAAGUUCUGACAGAAGAUAUGUAGUUGUCAGAACGUCAGAAGCUCAUAUGCAAGAUACUGAAUAUUUUGACGACUUAGCAGAAACUUUGACAUCUGACUUUUACAACCACUUGUUCUCAUAUUUCAUGACAUUAGAUAUUUCUAAGUUCAAUCCAAGACAAAUUCCACAUACCGAAGAGAGACAAACAUUGUUAGAAGCAAACAAGAGUGUAUAUGAACUGUUCAUAGAUGAAACUGACUUUGUGUCAUUAGAUGAAAGGUCAUUGUACGAUUCGUAUAAACAAUAUUGUCAAGAAUAUGGUUAUAUGACAGCUUCUAAACGAACAUUCUUGGCAAAUGUCAAAAGUCUUUUAGAUGUUCAGAAUGGUGUAUAUACAAAGAAAAAUUUUUCUGAGUAA